Symbiodinium sp. CCMP2592 is the source of this 1788-nucleotide messenger RNA. NCBI's taxonomy places the organism in Eukaryota, Dinophyceae, Suessiales, Symbiodiniaceae. The record is from the annotation of a GenBank genome assembly.
AUGGUCGAGUUGUCCCCACCUUACUUUGCAGCCAACUCCUCGAAGGUCUUGCGAGUACAACUUCGUGUGGAGCCACCAGUACGCUCGCAGUCAAAGCGGAAGCUGGCCCCCACCAUACCCACCAUAUCUCGACCAUCUCGUCCCCGACAGGGCAGGACCGGCAAGAUCUCGAAAACAUAUUUCGUGGGCAUCUUUGCACCGCCUCGUUCUAAGAGCAAGAUCUCGUCGAAAGAAGCUGCACGGGAGCUGCAAUCAGUAUCCGUGCAUGAGCAGACGAAAGCAGAGCAACGGAUUUGUUUCCGGGAGGGUCGUGCGAAUCGCUUCCUCUUCGACCGGGCCUUCCCUGCCUUGACCAACGAGGCCAUCCUGCCCGGCUGGCAAAGGGAGAAAGAGGAGGGCCCAACUUUGGUGAAACCCACGCUCUCCUCGCUCCGACGAAAGCGCACCAUGGACCUCGACCGUCUCGACCGUGACAGUGAGAGCAGCCCCAAAAGCCUUGCGCCCUGGAAGCCGGCAGACAACUCCCGCAAGAUUGACCAUCCCGGGAAUGUGGCCUUGUCUAGAGUCAGGGCACGAAGUGCAGGAGAGACAAAGCCGCACAUAAAUCGCCGAAAGACACUGACGGCACAGCAAUUGGAAACAUUCGAGACGCGCGCUGCGGGUCGAGAACGUGCUGAGAGGAAAGGAUCCGAGCUGAAGCUCGGAGAGCCAGUCGAGCCGGCCGAGGGCAGGAAAGCGAAGCGACGAGAAUCGUUUCGUGAAGCGUUGGGCACGCGACGCCAUGUCGGCAUUACGCUAGCCGGAUCGGGCUGCGAUGGGCGCGGGCUUUGUGCAAGCCUCGAAAUUGUUAGAGCCUUGCAGUCUGUCGUGCCUGGUAUUGCGCCAGGCAGUGCCUGGGCUCAACGUGAUAUUGGUCCUACUCUGCGGCGUUUCUUUGGAGCCUACUACAAUGGUGAUGUCUGGGCAGUGUACAGGCGAUACAAAAAUAUUGAUGUGGAAAAUUCCGGAUGGAUCAGCUAUGACGAGCUCGGUGAGAUCCUGUUCUUGCCAGAGUUCAACUUACUUUUUAUCUUUGAUGCAUUCAGCCAGCAGAAUGCCCUCAUCGACAGCCGCGAGCUGCUGGUAAUGGUUUGCCUGUUCAGCUCCUCCAAACUGUCCGAGAAAUGUGGCGUGUUCAUGACUCUGUUCGAUAGCUCGCACAGCGGAACAUGCACUGCUGCAGAGGUAGCGAGCUUCGCAACCUUGGCACUGCAAGUUCUGGGUCGCUGCACAGGUGCAUGUGUGCGAGGAAAGGACAUUGCAGCUGUGAUGCAAGAGGAAUUGUCUGAUGUUCUACCACAGUACCGCGAAGCUGAAAAUCGUCUCGGCAUGGAGGCAACCUUCAAAGAAGAACGCAUCUUCGGCCAAGACGAAAUCGAUGAGAUUUGUUCGACAUUCAGGCCCAGGAUCAACCCGGGAUAUUGUUGCUUUGGUGAUGAUAGUAAUGAUGUGAUACAUGCAGCAGCAACAACAACCAGACCGGCAGCGACUACAACGACAGCAGCAGCAUCAGCAGCAGCAGCAACAACAGCAGCAGCAACAACAACAACAACAGCAAUGACGACAACUAGAACAAUAACACGAAUAAGGGCAAGAGCAAGAGCAAGAACAGGAUCAAAGCUAAGACAGCUAAGAGCAGCUAAGAUGCGCGGUCCAAGCCUCCAAGGAGGUGCAUACUCACUUGAAAACAGAAUUGGCGACUGGGCAGAUUGCCCCCCUGCGGAACUCGGCUUGCACGAUGAUUUCUGA